AUGUUUGCAUCAGGUCGCCUUUUGCAGGCCUGCAGGAUCACCCUCUUUACCCGUGACAACUGCAGCCUCUGCACAACCGCCAAGGACGUCUUGUCCCAAGUUGGAAACAAAAGGCCGUUCGUCUUUCAAAAGGUCGACCUGGCCCUGCCAGAGUCCAGGCCUUGGAGGGAGCUAUACGACUUUGACAUUCCCGUCAUUCACAUCAGCAAGGCCGCCGCCAAAGAGGAGGACGUGGGCAUGGCCGGCAAGGCAGUCAAACUAAUGCACCGGUUCACGCCUGAGCAAGUCGAAGCCAAGAUGGACAAGGUACAAAGUAGUUAA
Messenger RNA from Hirsutella rhossiliensis, 321 nucleotides. Its product is annotated as glutaredoxin-like protein. The transcript has 2 exons. The record is from RefSeq and is a predicted model, not a curated record. NCBI's taxonomy places the organism in Eukaryota, Fungi, Ascomycota, Sordariomycetes, Hypocreales, Ophiocordycipitaceae. Bases 1 to 321 code for a protein of 106 amino acids.